Leptonychotes weddellii (Weddell seal) is the source of this 1307-nucleotide messenger RNA. Lineage: Eukaryota; Metazoa; Chordata; Mammalia; Carnivora; Phocidae. The record is from RefSeq and is a predicted model, not a curated record.
AGGAACAUUCUCGUGAUGUUAGCUCACAGGCGGAAGCGGGAGACCGGGGACCCAACACUACAAGGAAAGAGAUGUCCUCCAAGCAAAUGCGCUACGGCUCCAAGCAGCUGCCAGGCCCCUGUGCGAUCAGAGGCCGGCGUCCCCGCGGCGCCACAGGGGCAGCUCAGGCCCCGGCGAGCGCCAGGAACCGGCCGCGAAGGCCAGGCUCCAGGCACUUCCCAAGGCAGGGCCAUGCUCACGUUCAUGGCCUCUGACAGUGAGGAAGAAGUGUGUGACGAGAGGACGUCCCUGAUGUCGGCUGAGAGCCCACCGCCGCGCUGCUGCCAGGAGGCCCGGCAGGGCCUGGAGGAUGGAGAGAAUGCUGCCCAGUGGAGAAGCCAGGAUAGUGAGGAGGACCUCGAAGAGGACGCGGACCGCUACGUGUGCAGUGGGGUCCCUGGGCAGCCGUCGGGCCUGGAGGAGGAGCUGACCCUCAAAUACGGGGCGAAGCAUGUGAUCAUGCUGUUUGUGCCUGUCACGCUGUGCAUGAUUGUGGUGGUGGCCACCAUCAAGUCUGUGCGCUUCUACACGGAGAAGAAUGGCCAGCUGUAAGUUGGGGAGCAGGGCGGGGUUGGGGGGUCCUCUGCACCCGCAGCUCCAUGCCAGGGGCCUGUGCAGAGCUGGGCUGAGAGCUGCCUGACUCCAUACUCUGCUCUGUCCACUGCCUCCCCGCUGCGUGACCUGCACGGGCCCUUUCCUAACCGCUCUCUGCCUCAGUUUCCUUGUUUGUAUAAUGGGUCCAACACCAGGAGAAUGAGGCAAAUGGAACAGUGCCUGCUGCUGUGCGGUGCUAAGGCACACGGGGUUGCAGGGUGGAGGGCAGGCUCUGGAUGCGUGGCCUGGGCAGGGUGUCCCCGGUGUGGGGUCCCGGGGGCGGGUGUGCCACACCACAUGACUGAACAGGUGGUUUUCUCUCUGGGCCUCUGCUCCUGUGGAUGGACACCCGCGUGGGGGCCGGAGAUUUCUUAGCUGGCUUCCAGCCCCGUGAGGGAGGCUUGGAUCAUUUUAGUGGAAGGACAAGUGGGAAGCCACCUUUGCUCCCUCGCUUGCUGCUCUGGUGCAGUCGCCCGCCUCUGACUGCCUUCUCUGAACUUUGUUUUUAAUGUUUUUAGUUAGGGAGCGUCCUUUUCAUUUUGGUUUGGUUUUUCCAAAGAAAGGGGCAGGCUUGUGGUGGGCUGGGGCUGCAGAGCAGGUGGGAGGGGGCCCAGCAUGCCUUGUGAGGGAAGGUGCUCAGCAGGCAGGCUUCUGCAGUCCCAGGCAGACAGGGU